GCCCGUGGAGAGCGUCGUGCGCGCCGGUCGAAUUUAAAUUUCGAACGCACGCAACUCUCACAGAGAAAAAAGGAAUUUUCACUUGAAAACAAGGAGCAUUUUAUUUUUUAAAGGAUUCUCAGUUAUGUGCUAGUGUCUGUUCUCGUGAAGUGUGUUCGAAGUUCUAUUCAAUCUCAGGCACGAUGCUGCAGCAGAUUCUGCGUGACAUGUGGGUGGACCCGGAGAUCCUCGCCGAGCUGGACGAGUCGCAGAAGCAGACGCUGUUCUGCAAGAUGCGCGAGGAGCAGGUGCGGCGUUGGAGGGACUGGGACCAGAAAGUGAGCAAAGAGGAAACAGAACGGCCGAAAUUUCAGUCCAAUGGAAAGAAGACAGUCUCGUUCCUUAAAGGUGAAGAUGGUGAGCCAUGGGUCUGGGUAAUGGGAGAGCAUCCAGAUGACCCGUCCAUCGAGAGUAUCCUGGCUGAGGAGGCGAAGAAGCGAGCUCUAGCUCAGGCCAGGGAGGAGGCUCACCAGCUACGGAAGUCAGUGGAGAAGGAACUCACACACCUCAUCGACUACAAUCCUUUAGAUAGCUUAGAACAGAAAUUCGACUUAUCCCCAAAAGACGUGGAGUCAAUAGACGAUGCAUUGGACCUGUACUGCUCCGUGGACGAGCUGAGACAGAGGAUCGAGGAGUUGGAGCCGGAGCUGAAGGAUAAGGAGGACCUAAGUGACUGUGAUGACUCCCUCAAGCUGGACAUCAAGAAGAACACGCUACAUUUCAACUUCAUUGAGGGGAAGAAGGAUGUUAUUCAGGAGGGUAUGGGCGGUGGCACGGAGGGUGUGAGCGUCCGUGUAGCGGCCUGGGAGCGGCGCGUGGCGGCGGCGCGCGCGGGUGACAUACUACGUGGGUUGAGAGCACGACGUGCGCGCACCCUACGCGAUGCUCAGCUGCAGGCGAGUCGGGAGCAUGCGGCAUGGCGGGACCAAGAACGCAAAGCUAAGGAAGCAGAAGCGGCGAUGAGACAGAUUGCUCGCGCGGCGAGGGAGGCGCAUCGCCGUAGCAGCGAGGUCACCACACCUAUUACCACACAAGUUGGCAAACCACCAAACAAAGAGGCUGUGCUUGAGUGGUUCAGGAACAACGAACAGAAGCGCGGCGUUGGGCUUGAUGAGAACAACAAGCCUGUUUACUGGUUCCAUGGAGUAAUAACCCGAGUAGAAGCAGAGCGGCUUCUGUUCCCGCGCGCCGCCGGCACCUACCUGGUGCGGGUGUCUGAGCGGGUGUGGGGGUACGCGUUGUCGGUGCGCGCGGCUGACCGCUGCAAGCACUUCCUGGUGGAAGCUGGCAGUGGCUACCGGCUGCUGGGUACAGGGCAGAAGGAGCACCGCACCUUGGCUGAUCUGGUGGACUAUCACAAGAAGGUCCCCAUCACGGAGAGCGGUAAGGAGCUGCUGGAGACGGCGUGUCCGCCCGCCACGCCGCCCGUCAUCUAACGCCGCCAUUUUGUGAAGAGGCGCCAUCUUGAAUAAUGUGACAUAAGCAUAACCUAUAAACGACAAAUGAAUUGAAAUUAU
This is a messenger RNA of Aricia agestis (brown argus), 1556 nucleotides long. RefSeq names its product SH2 domain-containing protein 4B-like. Gene Ontology annotation, cellular component: cytoplasm. The transcript has 10 exons. The record is from RefSeq and is a predicted model, not a curated record. Bases 183 to 1475 code for a protein of 430 amino acids. Lineage: Eukaryota; Metazoa; Arthropoda; Insecta; Lepidoptera; Lycaenidae.